UUAAAGAUGAGUCAAACCUAAAUUUCUAUGUUAAGGGUUUGAAUCCAUUUUAAUUAAUUUCUUGAAAUGUUUUAAUUCAAUUCCAAAUUCAUCAAACAUAUUUGUUCCCUUGAAAUCUUUGAGUUUCUACAUAUAAUAAGCAAAUGAAUGAUUUUGGAUGAAAAUAUCAUAUUCUUGAUUUUUUUCUUCUGGUGUCCAGAACCUGCAUUGGAGUCCCGAUCAUCUCAGAAUACGCAUUAACGUUGUAGGGCUCAUUCUGGGGGUGACGCUCCAACAAAAUUUUCUAUUUUCUCCAUACCGAGAGCUCAAACUCGAACUUUUUGAUUGAUUAUUUUCAUGCCAACAAAGGUGAAAGGCCUUCUUAAAGGCCUUAGGUACAUUUCUCAUGUUUUUGAUGAUGAUAAAAAGAAAGACAUGCAAAUUGGUUUUCCAACAGAUGUGCAACAUGUGGCACAUGUUGGAUGGGAUGGUAAAUCAGUUGAUAAUCCAAGCUGGAUGAAAGAAUAUAAAUCACCAGGAGCAUUUCAAUCAGCACCAUUGGCUCUUUCUCCUAGAGAACUUAAAGAGACACCUGAUAUUAAAUGGGUUUCUGAAGAUUCAAACAGGAGGCCAAGAAAUGCAGCAAAUUCUUCACCAACAAAAGAAAAACCAGACAAGCUAAGAACAUCCAGGAGACAUAGCACAACAGAAAAUGGCAGCAAUGAGAACACUACAAACAAAGAGCCUGGCACCAAAUCCAGGAGUUCGCGGCGACACCAUCACAAGGACACAUCAGAUGGACACAAAUCGAGUGAAUCCGUGGGCAAAAACAACCACGAUAUCCCUAAAAAAUCAAGACGAAAGAAGUCCAAGGAGGAUGGUGGAUCGAACCGAUCAUCAAGAUCCAAAGACACUUGUUCUAGUACAACACAAACUACAGAAUCAGGCCCUGGACAAGAAAGUCAUGAGAGUAGUGGUAUUUGUAAAGAAAUACAAGAGGAGUGACAAAAACAAACAAACAAGAAUGUAAUAUACUUGAAAAGUUUUCAUUUUUUUUGAGACCAUACAAAAGAUUUCAUUCACAAUUUGUAGUAUAUGUAUUGUAGAAUGUGUGAACAAUCUUACUUUUUGACACCAUGUUCAUCAAGUAGAUUCAUUUCCUAGGUUCCUAGUUGUUUGUGUGUGCCUUGCAACUUGUAUGAGUCGAUGGGUUAACAAAGGGCAUAUAUACGAGAUAGAAGAUAACGCUAGAGACAUAUGUUGUUAGCUAGAUUCAGGAUUUGAACUUUAUGAAUUUGAAUUCUAGGACAGCGAUAGAGA
This is a messenger RNA of Capsicum annuum, 1299 nucleotides long. RefSeq names its product CRIB domain-containing protein RIC7. Lineage: Eukaryota; Viridiplantae; Streptophyta; Magnoliopsida; Solanales; Solanaceae. The coding region runs from base 337 to 984 and encodes 215 amino acids. The transcript is spliced from 4 exons. The record is from RefSeq and is a predicted model, not a curated record.